AUGUACGGCUUCAAGGUUCUCGUCGCUGCCACGUUCGCCUGCGUCGUCGCCGCUCACGAUUCUCCUUAUGACACCGCCUGUGUCGCCCCAGUCACCGUGACUGUCACCGAGACCGUGUGCGGCGCGCCUGGUGUGCCUGUCCACACCCCGCCGGUGGCUCCCUCUUACGAGGCGCCUCCUUCUCCUGCUCCUCCGGUCACUUCGGUCGAGUUUACUGCGACUGCUCCUCUGAGCGGCCCUCCGUCCGAGCCUGCCACCGUCGUCCCGCCUGCUCCACCCGUGGAGACUGGUGUCUCGUCUGUUGGCGUCCCUCCUGUCGUUCCCUCCUCUGACGUGGUCCCUUCGUCUGGUGUGGCUCCCUCGUCCGGCAUCGAGUCCUCCACUGCGUCCGUCCCUGGUACGACUACGGCGCCCUCUUCCACGGCUGCCGUCACUCGUCCCUCAUCAACUAGCAGCACCCCCGAGACCGUCUCAACUGCUGGGGCUGUCCUUCCCACUCCCUACCUCGGUCUGGGUUCGCUGCUCGCUGCUGGCGCUAUUCUCAACGCCGCUAUGGCUGUCAUUGUCUAG
Ascochyta rabiei is the source of this 570-nucleotide messenger RNA. RefSeq lists its product as uncharacterized. The record is from RefSeq and is a predicted model, not a curated record. The coding region runs from base 1 to 570 and encodes 189 amino acids. NCBI's taxonomy places the organism in Eukaryota, Fungi, Ascomycota, Dothideomycetes, Pleosporales, Didymellaceae. The transcript has 2 exons.